Messenger RNA from Rosa chinensis, 1636 nucleotides. RefSeq lists its product as uncharacterized. The record is from RefSeq and is a predicted model, not a curated record. The coding region runs from base 286 to 1365 and encodes 359 amino acids. Lineage: Eukaryota; Viridiplantae; Streptophyta; Magnoliopsida; Rosales; Rosaceae. Gene Ontology annotation, cellular component: chloroplast. The transcript is spliced from 5 exons.
GCGUCACAAGUCACAAUAAAAACCCAACAGCGAACCCCCCAACCAAAACCCUGCUGUGUUCUCCACACGUCUUUUCCACUCACUUCCACCUCUCUCUCUCCACGCUUCGGCGCUUUGGGUUUUCCGGCCACGACAGGUGAAAGAGGCCUAUCUUUCUGAUUAAAUUCCACUUGGUCUUGGUUGAUGGCCCCUUUAUGGUAACUUGCAAUGAUAAGAGGUUUCAAUUGAAAUUGUCAUUUAUUUUUUGAUCCUGGUUUGAGGUAAGUUGUGUGAGCAAAGGAUAUAAUGGAUUUUCUGUUUAAAGGAAUGAAUGGAGAGGCUUCUGGUUGCCCCUUUGAUGAGAAUGACAUUCAGAGAUGUCCAUUCUUGAGGAACCUAAACAAACGCACAUGCUUUUCCUUCACUUCCGUAAAUAUCCCCAUUCCUUUGAUUUUAUCUUCCCAGGUCCAUGGAGCCAGCGGUCCAAUAUUUGAAGAUGGUCCUAAUUUUGAUAUCGCCUUUAAGCUCUUUCAUGGGAAGGAUGGUGUUGUCCCACUGUCAGACAGAUCUUCUGAUAAUGACAUUCUGGAAGUGAAGCCUGAACUCCAGUUCAAUCCUUUAGCUGCCAAAGCUGCCACUAUAAGUCUGUCAACAUUUGGACCUGGAGGGCCUUUUAGUUUUGGUUCCUUCUCUGACAAAGGGAAAAAGCAGAGCGCCAACUCAUCCAGUAAGAAGGAACCCCCUUCGCAGAAAGGAAAAUCGUCAAAACAUGAGGCAGUGGGAAAUGAUUGGUUAAAAACAGGUAACUGCCCAAUUGCCAAGUCAUAUAGAGCUGUGAGCUCUGUUUUACCACUUGUUGCGACAGCACUUCAGCCACCCGCUGGCAUGAAGCUCAAAUGUCCGCCUGCAGUAGUUGCUGCAAGGGCAGCCCUUGCUCGCACCACCUUUGUUAAAAACCUACGGCCUCAGCCCCUACCUGCAAAAAUGCUUGUCAUUGCAGCCUUAGGUAUGGCAGUCAACAUUCCAUUAGGCAUGUGGAAGGAGCACACUACAAAAUUUUCCCUCUCAUGGUUUGCAGCAGUGCAUGCUGCUGUGCCCUUCAUAGCCAUGCUUAGGAAAUCAGUUCUGAUCCCCAAAACAGCCAUGGCAUUGACAAUCGCGGCAUCUAUCUUAGGACAGGUUAUUGGUUCAAGAGCUGAGAGGAUCCGGAUGAAAGCAGUGACUGAGAGAUUCAGGGAGCAAGCACAGACAACAGUUGAAAGUGCUGGCUUUAGCUCAAGCCAGGUUGAUGGCAUAACAGGCGGUCAUUGUGGUGCCGAAGGAAUGGUGUUCAAUUCUCAAGGUGUGACGGGUGCCAGACCAACUUCAACUAAUGUAUGCUUUUAAGUUUUAACAUUAAUGCAUGAGGUGAAACGAAAUAAUACAAGGAAACUCAAGCUGUCGGUGGUGAAAGAUAAAAUGGUGGAGAUUUCAGCAAUUGUGUGAACUGUUUAGAUGUUGUGCUGCCGUGCUGCUUAUAUUCUGUGAAUUGUAAUUCCGUCUCAUCAUCCGCAUGUCUCUGCAAAAAGAAAAAAAUUGUACUAUUGGGAAAUAAAAAUAUCCCUUGUUCCUUUCAGCAUACAAGAAAGAAGAAUUACUUAUUUUGCCUUUGGCCCAA